AUGGAUUCAUUAGAACAGCUCAGACAAUUUCAGGACAUAGUUUGCACAAGGUACCUGACAGACAACGCGACCCUGCAGACACUAGAGCAAGAAGAUCCAGCAGCCUCAAGUAGACUAGCCGAUGCCAACCGCACAAAUGAAAUGGUAGCCACAACAGAACCAAGAGAAAGGAGAAAAAAAGAAGAAGAAGACGAAGAGAGGAAGAGAAGAACAAAAUCGAGGGACAUAGGCAUUGACAAGAACAAGAUAAAGCGGCAAAAACAGGAAUGUACCAAUAGCACGCCAGGCCAAGAUGAACUCCAACAGCAGGAUGGUGUCAACAACCCCAAAAACACAAAUGAACUGAACAAACAAAGCAACCUCACAACAGACAAUGCUACAACAACAACUACCCCAACACAAGCACAAGAUACGAUCAACGUCAGAACCUGUGAAGAGGUAUCACAAGCACUGCAAGCCCAAGAGACAACCCGUGUUGAAAUUGAACCCCAUAGUGAACCUCAAACAGACGAAGGCGUCAAAGAACAGGAACUUUGUGUACAAGAGAUUUCCAGCGCCACAACAUUGCAGAUCACCAUCACAAGUACAAAGGAGAAAGUGCAAGACAUCCCAGCCGAUGAGAAACAAGAGACUGUUAUACCUGACAAAGAAAUAGUAGAUGCAGGCACAAAUAACCCAGUCAUUAACACGAAGGAAACAAACGAGUACGCUGAUCUCGAAGAUCAAGAACUUCAAACAACAACAUCUGAAGAGGAAGAGGAAGCAUGCAAAAGCACUGGCAUAGACAUUCAACAAGAAAAACUAGAGGACAACACGAGACAAGGAGAAGCCAUAGUACAAGCAGUAGACAGUCCUGCAACUCCAGAGAUAGAGGCACAAGGAGCUCAAGAAACCAUCAACAAUCAAGACCAUCAAACACAACCAAAGGAGCCUAAUGAACAACCUGAACAUGUUCUUCAAACGAUAGAAAAUAAUGCCACUGAAGACCAAGCCACAAAAAAUUCACUCACCUACGAGAGACAGGGGCAGCGUCAACGACUGAAAAGUCCAAUGGACUCUCACUUUGCCGCCUCUAUGUUUGAACAGCUGCAAGAAAAAAACAAGAUCAGUGACGAUGAACAGCAAAAUAAAGAGCAAGAGAAGGACCCAAAACCACCACUGAACGAAAAAUCAGCAGUAACAACAACAAAUACAGAGAAACACGAAGAAGGGGACCACGGAGAUACAAGCAAUGAAGCAGACACACACAUUGUUCCAGAGAAAGAAGCAGAAACCAUCGAAGAAAACCCUACACCGUCGUACGAUGCCAAUUCCCCUGGCAGAGAGGUCAGUGCCAACCAGGUCGAGACUGAAAAACAAGACGGAAAAGACCACCAGCAAGACACGACGGUUGACAAGGAAAAACAUGAUGCUAAGAAAGACACAAACGACUCAAAUGAGGAUGCAGCAAAAACUGAACAAAAGGGUACAAUGCAAAAAGAACAACAUAACAUGCCGCAAGAAGCAGAAGGAGAACAAGAAAGGAACAAGACUGGACAUGACAUAUCUUCUAGCAUCGAAGCAGGCACAAUGGAGAAAGGGGACAAAGAUAGUGAUUCCGUCAACAAAGCCAUCGAAGACCUGUACAAUGCUGUAUGCAAGCCAUGGACACAGAGAGAAAUGGAUGAGCUUUUCAUUACAACGAACAAGUUUGAUGUCAAUCUAGGCCAUGUCGUCGAAAGCUUCAAGAUCGUGCUCGGUGUUAAAAUUGGAGAAAAAGGAGGACUAGCAGAAUUCAAUGAGGACGAAGCAUUGAAACAGUUUGCACCCCUUGUAACAGGGAAGGAACUUUUAAAGAAAAAGCUGAUUAUGAUACCUCACAACACAGCUAAACACUACACACUGUACGUGCUCAACAAGUACACGAGCUCCAUCGACAUACUUGACUCACUGAAUUACAGAGACGGAGACGGAAAGAAUACAUGGAAAACACACCAUAAGGAUCACCCAGAACUGAUUAAAAGGAUGCAUGCACUCAUGAAGAAGUAUUACGGCGAAGCGGAGCUACGAGCCAACGGCGAACCGAACUGGUCGAGGAUAGCAGAAACACCUUACAGAGUUUGCGUGCCAAAACAGCAGGGUACCCAAUGCGGACACUUCAUGGUUCAAUUUGCAAAAUACUGGAAUGGCAUUGAUCUCAUAAAAGAUGAUGAGGAUUUCGAUCAAAUAAACGUAGAUGCCGAGUGGAAACCAGAGUUCCUUUUUACAGCCAUAUUUGGUGAAACAAACCAAGUAAAGUGCGAGAAACUACCUGGAAGAAUCAAAGAAUUCAAACCAGAAACUUCAAAGUUCUUUUCCACCAACAAAGAAACAGAUGAAACUAAAAGGGAAAAAAGACGAAGCACCAGUCCAUACCCAAAACAUUCUCAUUGCUUCCAACACACAACGGAGGCGUCCGACCUCUUUCAUCUAGUCAUGAGCGACAGCUGGCAGGAAGAAUACAAAAACAAAACUAUAUUUAGGCGCAUCCGCAGGGACAGUGAAAGCACGCAACUUACUGGAGCCCAACUGAAGGCAGUAUUUGGUCCAAGACCAGCACAGACGAACAUACCACAUCAUAUGGAAAAGAGGGUCCUCGAUGACAUAGCAGAAAUCUGGGAAAGCAGACAAGAAUCAGAACAGAGUGACAGAGUAAUAUUAGGCCCAAACUUUGCAGAGCAUAUAUUGGAUUUAAAGGAACACAAAACUACUAUUAAAAAAUUUAAAAAUGAAUUGCAAAAAAGAAAGAAUCAGCUGGUUCCCAUGUAUCUCAAGGAAAAACAACGGAAAAAGCUCUCAACAGCAAACAUGAUAUUCGUUCCAAUGGAGAAGCAUGACCGCUAUGUACUAUAUGUGCUGGACAAAUACAAACACAUAGUUCACAUUAUUGAUCCUCGAGAAACGACUCCAGAGGAAUUUGAGAAAGAAAAGAUAGACGUGGAUAAAUUGGAUCUAAAAGAAGCAUCUCGAGUUCUUCAGGAAAAUGGAUAUGCUAAAAAAGAAAGAGAAAGACAGUUUCAGGAAUAUCAAGUUCAUAAGUCGGCACUCGUACCUAGGUUUAAAGAAGUCUUCAAUACCAUACUAGGACAAACAAUGAAUGCCAAGGGUACAAGAUGGAAGACUCAUACCGUGCAAGAUGUUCCAGUGGUAGAAAAGGGAGAAUCAACAUUUGCUGUUUUAAAGCUUGCAUUCCUCUACAAUGGUGAAAAGUUUGUCGAAGACCUGGAAGAUUUGACAGAUGAUGUCGAAGACUGGAGGGCAGAGGCAAUGUACAUUCUCUUAAGUAGCGAGAUGAAUCAAGUCAAAGCUAGUGAAAUGGGUGACGAGAUUAGCAAGAUCUUGAGCAAAAAUGAAGACUAA
Molecule: messenger RNA, 3378 nt
Organism: Aegilops tauschii subsp. strangulata
Lineage: Eukaryota; Viridiplantae; Streptophyta; Magnoliopsida; Poales; Poaceae
Source: RefSeq, a predicted model, not a curated record